AACAGACUAGUCAGCCCUUGGGCUGUAGAGUGGCAGGGAGGUUCUGAGAAAACGUCCCUCUGCUCAGUAUUGGAAAGUCUGUGUUUCAGUGUGAUCUCUGCCACUGCCUCUCUCACUGAGCCCCAAGGUCUUCCUUGUAUAUAGUGAUCACUCGCCCUACUUUUGUGAGGUCCCACCAAGGACAGAUUGAAUGAGACCCUGAAUGUAAAUAGAUGUUCCUGCUGAGGCUCUGCAUUCCUGAGUGAGAGGGCAGCCCCCCCCCCCACCUCACCUCUGAUUGGCACUGCUCCCAGCCCUGGUUUAGUUGCCUGGCAACAGCUCUGCGUCUCUAGCUGAGAACACUAUGGUGGGUGGCAGUCCAGCAGCCAAGAGGAUAGUGGUACACCGGAAUGGGGACCCUUUCUCCCCAGGCCGCCAGCUGGUGGGACAAUGCCACUUCCCCACCCUGAAGAACUUCCUUGGUGAGGCAACAUCAGCUGUACAGGCCCCACUGGCUGUGCGUGCCCUCUACACGCCUUACCAUGGCCACCCUAUCACCGACCUCACUGACCUGCAGAACGGAAGGCAGUAUGUGGCUGCUGGCUUCGAAUGAUUUCGCAAGCUGCACUAUUUACCCCCUGGAGGGAAGGAUCCAGGUGGAAAAAGCAGCAGAUUACCAGGUCCUCCUGUGACUCAGCACCCGUGUGAUGGGGGCUUUGGAUGGUGGCUACCUGCAGGUUCCCCCUGCUAUAGCUAUGUGUUCAGGAACAGGGACCUGUUAAGUCCUCCAUUUAGCCUGAAGCUGUCCAAUGCCAGCGAGGACUGGGAAACAGCGUUAAAGCUCCUGACCAAGAAGGCCAGAUUACAGAGCAGGGCUGUGUGCAAACUCUGCACCCUGGAGGGGCUCCCACUGUCAGAAAGGGAGGCUCUGGUGAGUGGCCAUUACUAUGUGGCUGUAGGAGAUGAUGAGUUCAAGGCCCUCCCCUAUCUGGAGCUGCUGGUGCCUAACCCCUCACUGCUCAGAUGCUGCUGGCAUCCCCAAGACCCAAAGUCUGGGCCCCACAAGCAGUGGGCCCAUGGCCACAGGGCACAGGCAACCUGGCCCUCUCCAAAGGAAUCAAGCCAAAUUGAGCCACUUGUUUUCUAUGCCAGACCCCAGCAAGCCAUUCAGGCAAGACGCAUACUCCCCACUCUCUCAUUUCCAACAGGAGUGAAGGGAGUAUAUGGGGCUCCCCACCCAAGGUAGGAGACAGCAGGGGCCCAGGAAGCAGCAGAUGAUGAAGACACCUGGACAGAGGAACACUUGGAUCAAAAGGCAGCACAGAUAGUGGAAGAGGCCCUGUCCCUGGAAAACCAGCCUGGGGCUGGGGCAGCUAUCUUAGCCUCAGCUGCUGAUCCGCCAUCUUGAGAGCCAGCAGUUCCAGCCAGGAACUGGGGACUGCCACUCCACAGCCACCUUUUAUCCUCAGCCUCCAGCAGCCUGUUGUAGAGGAACAAGCACUCCCUUGUGCUCACAGGUACGCUGUAGCCACCUCAGACCCUCCCCACUCUUCUGCUCCUAAUCCCACAGCCCAGUCUUGCUUUCCUCUCUGAGCAAAGCAGCCCUAGCUAUGAGGCCAUUUCCUUAUGGGGUUCUCUGGCCAGAGAAAGGAGUAGCCAAUUGAGCCUGGGAGAGAGACCAGACUUGGGAGUGGGUCUGUCAUAAUAAAACAAUACUUAUGAACCUCCGUCUGUUAAGUACAGAUAUAUUACAACCUACUACUUGCUGGAGUUAGGCAGUGCUGGGGCUCACGGGUGUCUGUCUGUUUGAGAGGGGUAGGCAGUUAAAGAUUUCCACCCACCUCAUGGGUGGGACAUGCAAGGCUAACAGAUAGCUCAUCUCCCUACAUCUACCAUUCUGAUGCACCUUCUUCCCCUCGGUUCCCCCCUCAGCCAGGCAAGGCUUUCUGACUGAGCCCUGGAGGCCUCCUGUUUGCAUUUCUGGUUCAAAGACUAUACCUGGCCCUCUCUAUGCAGCUGGGGUUCUGCUCCAUCGGCCCUGUUGCUGUGAUGGUCCAGUUCAGUCCAUAGUAACAGUGGCUGGGCUGGGGGCCUGAC
Molecule: messenger RNA, 2076 nt
Organism: Hipposideros armiger (great roundleaf bat)
Lineage: Eukaryota; Metazoa; Chordata; Mammalia; Chiroptera; Hipposideridae
Gene: DCDC2B
Product: doublecortin domain containing 2B
Biological process (GO): intracellular signal transduction
Cellular component (GO): microtubule organizing center; microtubule
Source: RefSeq, a predicted model, not a curated record